UUUUCAUAAAGAAAAAAAAGAAAAAGGAAAAAAGCUUCAUUGUCUCAAGCUCAAGCACUAGCUCCCUAGCUUUGUUUCAGCGUAAGCAGCUUCACAGUUCACACCGCCGGUACCCUCGCCCCUCCGCCGCAACCACCGCCACCCGCCGUCACACAGUUACCUGUCUGCGACGGAAGAGAAGGCGAAAAUCAAACUAAGUAGUCAGAGUAGCAUCGCUUCUGAUCGUUGCGGAUAGCAGUUAAUCGUGCGUGCUUCGUGUAACGAACAAAAUGGGUGCACCAAAGAAAAGCUCCGCUAGGGUUUCAGAGGACCCUGACGAUUUGGUUAGGGUUCCAUGGCAGGCCAUUCUCUUGGCUGAUAGCUUCACCACCAAGUUCAGACCUAUCACGCUUGAACGCCCCAAGGUGUUAUUGCCACUCGUGAAUGUUCCGAUGAUCAAUUACACCUUGACCUGGCUCGAAUCCGCUGGUGUUGAAGAGGUUUUCGUUUUCUGCUGUGCUCAUGCCAAGCAAGUGAUUCAAUAUUUGGACAAAUCCGAGUGGUUAUCGCAACCGAAUUUCACCGUGACCACUAUCGAGUCACAGAAUUCUGUGAGCGCUGGAGACGCGCUCCGCGUGAUCUAUGAGCGCAAUGUGAUACAUGGAGACUUUGUCCUGAUCAGUGGAGAUACUGUAAGCAACAUGUCACUUACUCAGGCACUUCUAGAACAUAAAGAAAGGAAGAAGAAAGAUAGUAACGCUGUAAUGACCAUGGUCAUCAAACGGUCAAAACCUAAUCAAGCUAUCCAUCAGUCUCGACUUGGUACUGAUGAAAUUUUUAUGGCCAUUGAUCCUGAUACCAAGCAGCUUUUGUAUUAUGAGGAUAAGGCAGACUAUUCAAAAAGCACUUUACAUCUUGAUAAGUCAUUGCUUGUUGAUAAUCCUUCCCUCUCUCUGCACCAUGACAAGCAGGAUUGUUACAUUGACAUAUGCUCGCCGGAAGUCCUUAGCCUAUUUACGGACAAUUUUGACUACCAACAUCUACGGCGUCAUUUUGUCAAGGGAUUGCUUGUUGAUGAUAUAAUGGGGUACAAAAUCUUUGUUCAUGAAAUCCACUCAGACUAUGCUGCAAGGAUUGAUAAUUUCCGAAGUUACGACACUGUCAGCAAGGAUAUAAUUCAUAGAUGGACAUAUCCAUUUGUACCAGAUGUUAUGAAUUUUGGCAAGACAGCUACUAAACUUGAACGACAAGGAAUGUAUCGUGCUUCAGAAAUAUCUCAGUCACAAUCUGCUGUUAUUGGCCCGUCCACAGCUAUAGGAUCUGGCACCAAAAUUGGGUAUAACACUAAAAUUUCAAAUUCUAUUAUUGGAGAAGGAUGUAAAAUUGGGUCAGAUGUACUCAUAGAGGGAUGCUAUAUAUGGGAUAACGUCACCAUAGAAGAUGGCUGCAAACUUUGGCAUGCAAUUGUAUGUGAUGGAGCGACUAUGAAGUCGGGAGCUGUUCUGGAACCUGGUGUUGUUUUGUCUUUCAAGGUUGUAGUUGGGCAGGGGUUUGUUGUUCCUCCUUAUUCAAAAGUAUCUCUAUUACAGCAGCCAAUUGAGGAAGAUAGUGAUGAGGAGCUCGAAUAUGCUGAUAGUGCUAGUGCUAUCACCAGUACAGUGGAUAAGUCAGAUGUAGAAAUUGCUUACCAGGAAUUGGAUACACAUUUUAGCCCUCCUUCAGAGCUAGGUAUGGGUGGGGCUGGUUAUGUUUGGCCAAAAUGUGAAGGAGGCCAUGAAGAAGAGUGGAGGCAUUCAGUAGCGCCUAUUACUGCAGAUAAAAUUUUGGAAGCACUGAAAGCUAUUGAAGAUGAUUUGGAGUUAACACAUGAUGACACCAUUCUCCCACCUUCUGGGGAGCUGAAACCUGAUUCUAGUGAUUCAGAUGAUGAUGAUAAUGACGAUUCUAGAGAUGAUUUUGAUAAAGAGGUUGAAGCAACUUUUCUCAGGGGUGUGGAUGAAAACAUACAAGAUAACCAUUUGAUCUUAGAAGUCAACUCCUUGAAGUUGUCAUACAAUAAGGUAACUGCUGAUUGCGCUGGAGCUGUAUUUUAUGCAAUGAUGAAACAUGCUAUAGACAUGCCCCAUAGUUCAGCUGAUAGCUUGAUGAAGAAUGUUCAGGAUGUACUUAAACAAUGGAAAAAUGUUCUUGCACCCUAUCUGAGUGAUAUGGAUGAGCAGAUUGAAGUAAUACUAAAACUUGAAGAAAUGUGUCUGGAAUCUGCGAAGGAGUAUGCUCCAUUGUUCACAAAGAUAUUGCACUUCAUGUAUGAAGAAGAUAUUGUAGACGAAGAUGCUAUUUUGAGUUGGGAAGAUGAGAAGAAAGACGCAGAUGAAUAUGAUAAAGUUUUUGUUAAGCAGGCCCAAAAAUUAAUUCAAUGGCUAAAAGAGGCGCCUGAAGAAGACGACGAUGACGAGUAGGAAGGAUUUUGUGAGGCUAUAACAUUAUCUUUUGCCAGGUGCUGUCAUUUCAUGAAACAAAAGGGAUUUUUGUUGACUCUCCUCCCUGAAAUUCAAGUGUGCAGUUAUUUUGACAUGGUUCCGUGUGAUGCUCUGAAAAAAUAUAAUCUAAUGAAAAUUGGAAGGUUUCGUAGGAAUGUGCCCUCAAGUUUGUUUCGUUGUGUGAUCACUUACCUGUAAAUUGUAUCCACCCAGCAGGUGAAGUAGUUAUAUAUUGUUAGGGUUAAAUGUAGAGGAACUCCUCUAAUUUUGGGUCAUGUAUGAAUUUAAUAAUGCGUAUACUGCCGUAAAGAAAAGUAAAGCUCAUACAACUAAAAAUAAAAGUUGAGAUAUUAUUACAA
Molecule: messenger RNA, 2818 nt
Organism: Lotus japonicus
Lineage: Eukaryota; Viridiplantae; Streptophyta; Magnoliopsida; Fabales; Fabaceae
Exons: 16
Coding region: 270-2438 (722 amino acids)
Biological process (GO): biosynthetic process
Cellular component (GO): eukaryotic translation initiation factor 2B complex
Molecular function (GO): translation initiation factor binding; guanyl-nucleotide exchange factor activity; translation initiation factor activity
Source: RefSeq, a predicted model, not a curated record